AUGUCUGGAAGCCCUAAACCACCGAAUCAGACUCAUUCUGGGGAGGAUCAUGUAGGAGUUGAAUUUGCCGCUGGUGUAGCCGCCGGCGUGGAUUCCCCACGCCAAGGCAGGCAUGCGCGACAGAAUAGUUGUCCCUCGUUGUACGAGUUAACGGACGAUGAAAUGAUGAACGACCCCCCCGUGGCACCCAGAGAAGCCAGGAGGCCGUACAAGUAUGUUUAA
This is a messenger RNA of Sphaeroforma arctica JP610, 222 nucleotides long. RefSeq lists its product as hypothetical. Lineage: Eukaryota; Ichthyosporea; Ichthyophonida. The coding region runs from base 1 to 222 and encodes 73 amino acids. The record is from RefSeq and is a predicted model, not a curated record. The transcript has 2 exons.